AUGGCGAGCCAACACCAUGAUAUCGACAUUGCCGAAACCCACGAGAAGAGCGGCCAUGUCUCCAGCUCCGCAGCAAUAGAUGGCAAUGUUGUGAAUAAAGGCAACAAUCUUCAUCUGCCAGUUUCCGAGAAGCUACAACCUACGUGGAGAUCAUACAUUUGGGAUAGUCUUGACAAAUCCUUUAUCAAGUUCCUAGACCAAGUCAAUGUUAGCAGUGCAUUUGUUUCCGGUAUGAAAGAAGAUCUAAAUCUUCAGGGGAACCAGCUCAACUAUCUUAUCACGUCAUGGACUGUGGGUUACGUUAUUGGACAAAUCCCUAGCAACAUGGUGAUAACCCGCGUCCGACCAUCGAUUUGGAUUCCAACAUGCGAAGUCAUCUGGUCCGUCCUAACUAUUAUCAUGGCCAAGUGCACCAAUGUCAACCAAAUGUAUGCCAUCCGCUUCCUUGUCGGUUUAGCAGAGUCUGCAUUUUACCCCGGCAUGCAAUAUCUCCUCGGCUCUUGGUACCGAAAGGACGAGCUUGGAAAGCGUUCCUGUAUUUUGCAAGCAAGCAGCUUCAUCGGUGCCAUGUUUUCUGGCUAUCUCAUGGCAGCUACUUACAACCUCGGGGGAGUGAAUGGAUACAAGGGCUGGCAGUGGCUGUUCAUUAUAGACACGGUUAUUUCGCUGCCUAUUGCUAUCGCUGGCUUCUUCAUUCUUCCGGAUACGCCAGAAAUCACACGGGCAUGGUGGCUGAGCUACAACGACAAAGCCAUAGCCAAGAGGCGCAUGGAGUUGGAAAACAGAGGAAAUCGUGAGCCCUACAGCAGAGCAAAACUACGAAAGAUUUUCACUGGCUGGCACAUUUACGUCCUGGUUUUCUUGUAUGUGCUUUAUAACAACAACGGCAACUAUGGAGGCCAGCCUGGAUUCCAACUAUGGCUCAAAUCGGAGGGGUAUGGUGUUCGAGAGGUGAACUUGUAUCCAACAAUUGCCCUCGCUAUUGCAGUUGUCUUCGCGCUUAUAUUCGGCUGGACAUCUGACUCUCUAUUUCGGGGUGCUCGUUGGCCGCCAGUAAUCCUGGCUGGGACUGCGAAUAUUGUCAUCAAUGUUAGUCUUGCCGUGUGGGACAUCCCUUUGGGCUGGAAGUGGGCAUGCUAUAUGCUUGGUGGUCUGCCAAAUGGCUUGGGCGCAGUCAUCCUAGCAUGGGGCACCGAGAUUUGCGGCAGUGAUAACGAGGAACGUGCUUUUGUAGUCGCAGCUAUGAACAGCAUGGGAUCCGCUAUCCAAGCGUGGCUACCGUUACUCAUCUGGAAACAAGUUGACGCGCCGAGGUACUUUAAAGGCUUUCUUACAAUGGUAUUCAUAGCUGUUGCACUUAAUUCUACAGCUCUACUUACUCGGUUUCUCCAACGCAGAGAGGAGCGCCGACGGGAAAGGGAUAGUGACCGGUCAGAAUCCGAGUCUAACGGCUAA
Messenger RNA from Pochonia chlamydosporia 170, 1455 nucleotides. Its product is annotated as MFS transporter Liz1/Seo1. Gene Ontology annotation, cellular component: membrane. The record is from RefSeq and is a predicted model, not a curated record. NCBI's taxonomy places the organism in Eukaryota, Fungi, Ascomycota, Sordariomycetes, Hypocreales, Clavicipitaceae. Gene Ontology annotation, molecular function: transmembrane transporter activity. Gene Ontology annotation, biological process: transmembrane transport. The transcript has 2 exons. Bases 1 to 1455 code for a protein of 484 amino acids.